Laccaria bicolor S238N-H82 is the source of this 1971-nucleotide messenger RNA. RefSeq lists its product as uncharacterized. The record is from RefSeq and is a predicted model, not a curated record. The transcript has 5 exons. Lineage: Eukaryota; Fungi; Basidiomycota; Agaricomycetes; Agaricales; Hydnangiaceae. Bases 1 to 1971 code for a protein of 656 amino acids. Gene Ontology annotation, molecular function: GTP binding.
AUGGCUUUCAAGGAAACGAAGCCAGCCGGUUUAAUAGCCGUCAUGGGAGGAACGGGGACCGGCAAAUCAUCGUUCAUCAACGCCAUACUCGGAAAGGACGCCACGGACGUUGGACAUGGCUUGGAGUCACAAACCAGCGACAUCAAGGAGUAUGACUUCUUGAUGAAGAAUGGCCUUCAUGUGACACUUGUCGACACGCCGGGUUUCAACGACUACACCGCUGACGCUGGUGGUAAAUCCGACCUCGUCAUUCUGAAAGAAAUCGGUGCAUUUCUCAAAGCAAAGUACGACGAGGACCGCAAGUUCUCUGGCAUCUUAUACCUGCACAACAUCUGUGAUCCCAGAGUUGGCGGCUCUUUGCAACGCAACAUGACCAUGUUCAAGAAAUUAUGCGGACCUGACCCUCUGAAGAAUGUCGUCGUCGUCACAACCUUUUGGGAUGAGAUUGAACUGGACCAUGGUAUUGAACUCGAAACAGAAUUGAAGACCAAGGAUAGAUUUUUCAAAGGGCUCGUUGAAGGGGAAUCUAAAUUUGUCCGAUCUGGCAAAUUCCCUCUGGGCGAGAUUCCGAAGGGCCCAGAGUUCUUGCCGCCGGUCUCUAUCGUCGGCGAGCUUGUUGCGCUUGACCCCGUAUUUGUCGAGAUGCAGAAGGAGCUUGCUGAGGGAAAGACUGUCGAGGAGACGUCUGCUGGUGCGGAGCUGUACAAGGAGUUGCAACAGCUCAAGCUUCAGCAAAAGAGGGAUGUCAUCGAUCUGAAUCAGAAGAUCGCAGGGAUAAAAGCCGAAAACAUCGAUGACAGAUUAGCAAGGAAGGCAUUGGAGGACGAAUGUAAGGCCCUGAAAGGCCAAAUGAAGGAAUGGGAGACUAGACAGCUUGAACUACGGUCAGAGUGGGUCAUCGCUAUCGCUCAAUUGAAACGGGAGAGGGAAACUUCAGCAAAGCAAAGGGAUCUUGAGUUGGAGAACAACCGUCGAACUAAGCUGAGAAGCGAAAUCGAACUCCUUAAGACUCUACAUGCAGCGGAAAUCUUAGAAUGCCGCUCUCAGAUCCAAUCUUUGCUCGACGGCAACUCUACUGAUGCCUUCAGAAACACGCAGCUCGAAAAAACCUGCGAGGAUCUUAAAGCCACCGUGGCUGAUUUAUCUCUGUCCUUGACCAAGCUACGGGAUACGAAUGAGAGGGAGGCGGCGGAACGUAGUAAACAACUCCGGGCGAACGCGGCGACACAUAAGAAGACGUUGGACGACCUUGCAGAAGCUAGAUCGAAGAUAGCCCAGUUGAACUCACAGUUGCAGGCAUCCCAGGCAGCACAAGAAAGGACUGCCACUGAGCUCGGCAAAGUCAGGUCGACUUUGGCGAGUGUCAAAAAUGGGGCGGAAAUAGAGCUCAACACGGUUCGUGCCGCCCUUGCCGACGCGGAGAUAAACCCCAUCGCGUCCCAAAACACACAAGACAAUACGGCUUCAGAACUCAGAGAGCGUGUGUUUUUGGAGAAAGUGAUAUCAGAGUUAAGUGCGGCUCAUACGAGGUGUGAGGAGACAGAGUCACAGCUGCGGGAAUCCCGCAAUGCUCUAGAAUGCAAGAAGCUAGAGUUGGUCAGAUCGCCGUCCCCCUUGCCCAAGGAAUCUCCUCGUUCCAUUGCGACACCGAAACUUCCCGCAAUAAACGUUAUUCCGGAAGAUGACGAAGGCGGGGAACAGUCUGCCCAGUCUCCUCCGUCAUUAACGGAUGUGACCGCAAAACGUCCACCACGGCCCAGGAAAACAACUUUCCUUACUGAUCUCGUAGAACCAUCCCGCCAACCCGCCACGCCUCCUGUCCAUCUGGACUCUCGUGCCCAAAGGCUUAGGUCGACUGCUCCGGUCCUACUCUUCCUUGCCAACAAGACCAAUAAACAGGCGGAUAUGCGCGCCAACAAUCGCCCUCUUUCCCAAUGCCGGAUUUCCAUUCGGGACACCUGUUCAACUUGA